This is a messenger RNA of Stylophora pistillata, 1444 nucleotides long. Its product is annotated as matrix metalloproteinase-24. The record is from RefSeq and is a predicted model, not a curated record. Gene Ontology annotation, cellular component: extracellular matrix. Gene Ontology annotation, molecular function: zinc ion binding; metalloendopeptidase activity. Lineage: Eukaryota; Metazoa; Cnidaria; Anthozoa; Scleractinia; Pocilloporidae. Gene Ontology annotation, biological process: collagen catabolic process; extracellular matrix organization; proteolysis.
AGAGGUAACAUCUAUCGUUUAACCAGUGCCCAUUAGAGGCAAAAAACACCAAUGAUGCGAAGAGCAUCUCAAAUGUUGCGAUUUCUUCUUCUCUUCUUAUCUCUGUGUUGUUUAAAUGGUGCUCCAGUAGAUGAAAAGGAGAAACGAUUUGCUCUGGAUUUUCUGAAGAAGUAUCAUUACCUGUCCCCCUUAAAAAGUGGAAACCAUAACUUCAAAGACGCCGUGAGAAUCUUCCAAGAACUUACGCAUAUCCCAGACACGGGCCAGCUGGAUAGUAAAACAAUAGCAGAAAUGCACAAGCCAAGAUGCGGUGUUCCAGAUUUUGACGACGAUGACAAACCCAGCCCUGGGCGGAUCAAGAGGUUUUCAGUCUCUGGACGUCGCUGGGAAAAUAUGCAUCUCAAAUACAGAAUCCAUAACUUCGCAUCAAAUGGUGGGCUGACAGCAAGUCAACAGCGACGUAUCAUAAAGAGAGCUUUUCGGGCAUGGGAAAAAAUAGGUCCGAUUUCGUUCAGUGAGGUCACUGACGCCAGCUCAAACGCGAGCAUCAAUAUAUCAUUUGUUGCAAAGGUUCACCCCAGCUGUUGUUGCAAAUUUGAUGGUACAGGUGGAAGCAUUGCUCAUGCUUUCUAUCCGAAAACUGGCGAUCUUCACUUUGACGACGAUGAACAAUUCACCAACAGUAAUACGACUGGAUACAAUCUGUUCUCAAUUGCUCUUCACGAGAUUGGACAUCUAUUGGGGUUGAAGCACUCUAACGAUCCUAAUGCUGUUAUGUAUAUGGAGUACAGCAACAACCAAAAUCUCACGGACGAGGAAAGACAUGGAAUUGAAUAUAUCUACAUGCAAGGAACUGCUCAACCGGACUCGACUAAGUCUCCUGGGCCCUGCGUAGAUGAGGUGCCUACAUGCAAAGAUUAUGUACAUGAAUGCUCUAGUAACCCUUUUGUGAGGAAGAGUUGUCGUAAGGCCUGUGGAAUUUGCGGAGGUCAGAGCGUCGUAACAUUACCCUGCGUUGAUAAGUAUCCGUCGACUACUUGUACAAUGUUGAAGAGUACUUAUGGUUACUGCCAGUUACCAAGAACGAAGGCGUUUAUGACCGAUAAAUGCAGAAAGACGUGUGGAUUUUGUUCUGGAGCUGGAUAACUCAUCACUGGCCCUUGGAAACCGUUUGGACGUGAAGAGAAAAGAAUGCUUGACAGAUAACAUAACAACUUAGAAAAAAUUACUCAGUUACCAAAACUGAGCAGUAAGGGAAAAGAUAUACACAACAACAAAAAAUGACAACAAUAGAGAUAGAAUAAAACAUUUAUUAAAAAUGGCUCAUUCAUUAAUUUAAGAAAAUAACUAACAAGGCAUGUUACAUGUAUAAAACUAAUGCCGUUUGAUUGUAUCUGAGCUGCAGAAAUUAAAUAAGGAAAUAAAGCACAUGAGAGAAAAUGCA